AUAAUUCCACAGCAAAAUAACGGUCUUUAUUUAUUUUAUUAAUAUGUUUACAGAGUGAAAAUUAAGUUGACAAAGAGUGAAGGUUCCUAGCCUCUGUUGUUUAGGUGGGACCGCUACGAGUGUAACACGUGUGUGCUCAUGGUUAAACCGUGGAUGUAUUACAAGAACAACAAAAUCUAAUAAUUAAUUAUUAAUAUAUCAAUACAUAUUAAUAUAUGCAUAUAUAUAUUUUUAUAAUAUGUGCUGCGUUGUGUCGUUCGUGUCCGCCGUCGAUUAUCCAUCCGACGUCACACGAGUCGAGACGAAAGUGAAAGUAAAGUUCCGCAGCAGGUCGCCGACAUUCUGCCGAGGACGAGAGGAAACACACGGUGAGUCUAAAAAACGAGCCUCGGAAAUGCUGGACCGUUGACCGUCUGCAGUCUGACCCUCAACCCGAGGGACAAUGAGAGAAGGGGCAGCAUGUGGACUUUUCAUUGUCCUUUUGGAUGCGGUGCUGAGUUUGGCUCUGUGGGCCGGACUGGUGCUCCUGGAGUUCCCCGGCCCCGGUGGACUGGCAGGCGUGUGGGCCUCCGGCGCUGCCAAGUGGCCCGUUCUCCACGUCGUCACCUCCGCGCUGACCGACGGGGAGCACCGCUCUGUGCUCCGCAGGUUCGUAGCGCUCCUCUGCCUCCUUCCCCCCGUGUUCGUGAGCGGACGGGUCCUUGUGGCGAAUCCCUCGUCGCCGGAGGCUCACGCGGGACCGUCCCCCGACCUCAUCGUGCUACUCCUCCUGGCCCCGGUGUCCUCGUCGCUGGCCUGUGCAGUUUGGGAAAAGGGUCUCUGCGGCAACGGAAAGCUGAAAGACGGAGACCAAGCGAACGCCAGACAGCUGCUGAUGAGGCUGGUGAAAUACUUCAGACCAGACACCCUUUACCUGAUUGCGGCUUUUAGUUUCCUCAUCUUAGGAGUUAUCUGCGACACAUUCAUCCCGCUGUAUCAGGGGAAGGUGAUCGAUAUGUUGAGAGGUCAGGUGCUUCAGAACGGCUUCUGCUUCGCAGUCGGACAACUGGCACUCGUCUCUCUUGGAAGUGCUUUGUUCUCUGGCAUGAGAGGAGGCAUAUUCAUGUGCAGCCUGGCCCGACUGAACAAGAGACUGAAGCACCUGCUGUUUCACACCCUCCUGCAGCAGGAGGUGAACUUCUUCGACGAGAACAAACCGGGACGUCUCUCCUCCCGCCUGCACUCGGACGUGGAACGGAUGGGCCGCACGGUGGCGCUGAACGCCAAUGCGCUGGUCCGCAGCUCGGUGAAAACCUGCCUCAUGCUCGGGAUGAUGCUGCAGCUGUCCUGGCAGCUCACCAUGCUCACCUGCAUAGAGAUCCCCCUCCUGGCCACACUGCAGAACAAGUACAGUGCUGUGAGCAAGGAGCUGAAAGAUCAGAUCCAGGACUGCCACGCUCGGAACAAGGAGCUGGCGUCCCAGACGCUCGGCGGGAUUCGAACAGUCCGCAGCUUCCGGGCGGAGAGAGAGGAGGCGAGGCGGUACAACGAGGCUCUAGACCAGAUGUGCGCCGUGAAGAGACGCUCGGGAAUCUACAGCUCGGUCUUCUGCGUGCUGCGGAGGCUGGUGCGUGUGGCGAUAAAGAUCCUCAUGCUGCUACAAGCUCGCAGUCUCAUCUCCUCCGGCCGCCUCAGCAUCGGCAGCCUCGUGUCCUUCUUCCUGUACCAGAAGCCUAUGUCAAACAACAUAAAGGAGAUUUCAUAUUGCUACCGAGAAACGGUGUCCAUGGAGGGAGUCAUCUCCAAAGUGUUCAGCUACCUAGACAGAAAGCCACGGUGUCAGGAGGCAGGAGAUUUAGCUCCUGAGAAGCUGCGAGGAAGAAUCCUUUUCGAGAAUGUCACCUUCUCCUACGCCUCAACUCCUCAGGACACUCCAGUGCUGAAGUCCGUGUCAAUGGAGCUGCAGCCCGGGAAGAUGACAGCGCUGGUGGGUCCCAGUGGCAGCGGGAAGACUUCCUGCGUCAGCCUCCUGAAGAGGCUGUACGAGCCCCAGGGGGGACGGAUCCUGCUGGAUGGAGAACCGCUGCACCACUACCAACACAAGUACCUGCAUCAGAAGAUGGCCCUGGUGUCCCAGAAUCCCGAGCUGUUUUCUGGUUCUCUGAGAUACAACAUCGAGUACGGCCUGAGGGAGCGCAGCAUCGAGAGGGUGAAGGAAGUCGCCAAGAAGAUCCACGCAGACAAAUUCAUAUCUGAACUGGAGUACGACACAGAUGUCGGAGAAUGUGGCGGCAAACUGUCGGACGGAGCGAAGCAGUGCAUCGCCAUCAUCAGAGCUCUGGUCCGAGAGCCGCAGGUCGUCGUACUGGACGAGGCCACGAGCAAACUGGAUAUUGAAGCGCAACACGCUGUGCUGCCGGAGAUCCUGUCCCGCGGCCGCACCGUCCUGGUGGUGGCUCACCAGCUGAAGACGGUGGAGACGGCCGAUCACAUCGUCUUCCUGGAGGACGGCCGAGUCGUGGAGGAGGGGACGGACGAGGAGCUCAUGGCCAAGCGAGGACGGUACCACCGUCUGAAGGAGGAGCUCUUCUCUCCGCACAGCUGAGGAGGGGAGAGGCGCCGUUUUGUGAAUUGGGAAAUGAAAUGUAUUGGUAUGCCUCCCCGCCUGGUAACCUGCCUAUAUAAUCCACAGGAUAUGAAGAAGCUCCGUCUACUGUGUGUCUUCACAGUUUUUAUCCGGCUGCAGAGCAAAGUCGUCAAGACGACGCAGGGAUUCUAAUGAGCUGAUGGAUGUUGACUGAAUUAUUUUAAAUGGCCGUUAUGAAAAGUCAACAAACUCUCCUCUCCUACCAACUGUUAGGUAACCCCGACGGAAAAACCGUCACGAGGUUUAGGAAAGAUUUUAAAAAGACGUUAUUUAUAUCUAACUCCUCACGAUUUCUCCUUCCACAUCCUUCCUCAGAUGUUAGGAAAGGAGAGUUCUGUGACCUUUUGACCGCAGCCUACGUUCAUCUUUAUAUUUAGUCUCUUGGUGUGACAAACCAAAUAAAGUGCCUUCUCCUGUUAGCGUUAAAAAAGCAUUUGCUUUAAUAAACGGAUAGUUGGCAGGUAGAAAAAAAAAAGAAGAAUGAUUUCACCUCAACCACCUUUCACCUGUGUGUGUGUGUGUGUGUGUGUGUGUGUGUGUGUGUGUGUGUGUGUGUGUGUGUGUGUGUGUGUGUAAUAAUGCUCCUUCACUCCAGGUUUUUUGUUGAUCUGAGGCACGAUCGCUUUCUGCGGCCUCGACAGAAAUCUGCCCGACGACCACACCUCAGCUGAAUACGAAAAAUGAAAACAUGCCUUUGUUCCAUUAUUGUGAUGAAGAUCAGAUCAUAUUCUAAGGCACAAGGGUCGGUCACAUUGUUGUCACAUAAAAUGUGCUUCUUUGCACUGACUAUAUUUUGUAUAUAAAACAUAUUGGCAACACUUCUACUCAUUGCAGUACUACACCGUUGUACUUUCUCGUUGUGGUAUUGCUCCUUUGACCUCAAUAAAGGACCUGAUACUUGCUCCA
This is a messenger RNA of Scophthalmus maximus (turbot), 3532 nucleotides long. It is a transcript of the gene tap2t, whose product is annotated as transporter associated with antigen processing, subunit type t, teleost specific. Lineage: Eukaryota; Metazoa; Chordata; Actinopteri; Pleuronectiformes; Scophthalmidae. Gene Ontology annotation, biological process: transmembrane transport. Bases 443 to 2584 code for a protein of 713 amino acids. Gene Ontology annotation, molecular function: ABC-type oligopeptide transporter activity; ATP hydrolysis activity; ATP binding. The transcript has 12 exons. The record is from RefSeq and is a predicted model, not a curated record. Gene Ontology annotation, cellular component: membrane.